Messenger RNA from Spirodela intermedia, 4648 nucleotides. The record is from the annotation of a GenBank genome assembly. NCBI's taxonomy places the organism in Eukaryota, Viridiplantae, Streptophyta, Magnoliopsida, Alismatales, Araceae.
AUGGAAGACGCAGAGAGUGUGAAGAAAGAAGAGUUUCAUGAGGACAUCAGGACAGUAGAGUAUUCUUUCCCUAGUGCGAGCUCACCUGUUUCCGGUUGCAGCUGCCAAUCGACUGUUACGAAGCCUACCCUUAUACAUGGGUAUCUAUUCGUAGCUCCUGCCCAGCACUUCGCUUUUUUCAUUAUUUAAUAAUUUUCGCCCAAGAAAUUGUUGCAGUCAUCAUUUAUCCUCUAACCAUCGUCUUAUGUUUGCAUGUACCUUUUCUUAUUUGAACAAUAACUCUCCUUGAUCUUUUGUGUUCACACACGCGAGCAUUCUAUGCACUGCAGGAGAUGAGCUAUGGCAUUGGGAAUGCGGAGUCGUGUUAGGGACUUUGUAACCCUCUGUUUCUUGUUGAGUGGCAAAAGCGAUUAUUCGCAGAUCUGAGAGAUUGCUUAGCUUUACAUAAAUCAUUAUUUUUACUCAAGCUCUUAGCUUCAUGCUUUCCUCUCUUUUUGUGAACGUGCUCUUUCUUGUUAUUAUGUAAUGGCCAUUACAACUGUCGUCAUAACGUUGUUUCUAGGAGAAAGAGUGGUCCUACGAGGAGAUCAUCAAAGGGAGGCUGGACAGAGGAAGAAGUAAGUUGCUUAAGUCUCUGUAUGAAGGAUUUUGAUACGCUUGGUAGGUUCUUGAUAAAUUUAAACCUGAGACACGGAUCUUAAUACCUAUCAGAAUGCUGUUUCUAAUAAGAAACGGCAUGUUGCGUUCUAAUCGGAAAGUUUCAUCCAUUUUUAUCAAUGUUUUAUUUGCACUUAUUUUCACGCUGAAAUGUUUGUUUUUGAGAAACAGGAUGAAAUUUUGUCUCGAAUGGUAAAGCAAUUUGGAGGAAAGAACUGGAAGAAAAUAGGUAUUAUUCAUGUUAUACUUAUUAUUUCCUUUGACUGGUUUGAUGUUGAAUAUAAUCCUGAGUUCAUUAAACGCUUUUGAAUUUUUUCCCUUCAACUAAAAAACUCUAUUUUUUUAGUUGUAGAAUUUGAUUUUAUUUAAAUCUAUAGCAUAGGAUUUUCUCGUUCUGACAUGAACCCACGAUUAUCUAACAGGAUUGAAGUGAUUGUGUAAUGUCUAUGUUUUUUUAUUCUUUUUCUUUGGCAGUACGGAAUAGUUUUUUUAGGACGGAAACACCUAUCUUAUUUACGGGAUCGUCCAUUACUCCCUCUGACUGUUUGGUAGUCUUGCCUAAGUUCUAUGUUAUUUGAAUCCAGCUGAUGAGAAAAAAUAUUUGCACUCUUGAAUACAGUUUACGAUGUGCUUUCUGUGUUCUGUAGCUGUGUUCUUCCCAGGCCGAACAGAUGUUCAGUGUCUUCAUCGGUGGCAGAAAGUCCUUAACCCAGAACUUAUCAAAGGAGCCUGGACCAAAGAGGUGAAAUUCAGACAUCCGCUACUUGUUUUUUAAAUGUCUGAAGAAAUAGUCCAACGUAGUUUUUAACUGGUUUACCUUCUUUGACACUCAGGAAGAUAAGCGCAUCAUUGAGCUAAUCAAUAAUUAUGGCACUAAAAGGUGGUCGAUCAUCGCCAGAGAGAUGCGUGGUCGCAUAGGAAAGCAGUGUCGUGAGAGGUAGCUAGCUCAUUGGAAUGCCUUUUGCAUAUUGAGAUAGUUUUUUUCACUCUUUCUAAGAACACAUCCCUUUUGUGUUUUCUUUACCACACAGCAGUAUUGGAACAGCUACCUGUCAAGUCGAAUUGUGUGAAUUUUCAAUAUGUCGUCUAAAAAUUACAUCUGUUUCUGAAAGUCUCAUAGUUUUACUACAUGAUGUUUUUCUUGAAGAUACUUCUGUCUAUUUUUUCUGGUAUAUGAAUUUUUACGUGUGUCUAAAGUUUCAUAUCUAUUUGAAACUCUCACAAAACGUUUGAAGGCAAAACGGGACCCAACAACAAAUGACAGGUUAGGGAAAUAAUGAUGAUGGUCAUCUGUAAGUGGCGGCAUAGUGGUGGUUGGUGGGUAUUUAGUAAGAUGUGACGAAGCAUAUGCUAGUAAGAAAAAAAUGUAAGGUUGUCCUGAAAUUUACAUUUUUACUUCUAAUUAUAAUGGGUAUAUUAAAAAUGUAAGGUUAUUCUGUAAAGGAGCACAACUAUUGCAGCUGGCUUAAUUUUAUUUUUUUUAGUCUUUAAGUCGGAUUUUGGUCCAACUAAAAGCAGAUUAUUUUUACCAAACAUUAUCUGCUUCAUCUGGUCUCUGUUAACUUGCUUUAAAUGCAUGUGGCAAUACUUUGGGAUGACAUUUAUAAUAGCUUCCUGGUUACAGAAGUAUGAUUUCAUAAGGGUUUAUUCGCAAAUUAUUCGGAUAUAUUCCAUGGAAAACCUUGUAAGUAUGAACUCAGUUAUCGAAACUGUAUUUACUUAUUGGUUGAUACCUAUGCCAUGAUAGUGAUUCAUACUUCUUUCUCAUAUUGCUGAGUGAUUAUUUUUAAUUUCAAGGGUUCUUUUUUCUCGUGUUCUGCAUGUUUCCUCAAUAAUGAUAACAAUUCGUAUUCUCUUUUGAAUAGUGAGGAAAGUUGGACUUGAUCUCUGCAUAAGAUUUAGCGAUGCAAAUAACUAGAAAACAGUGUAACUUUGCUGUUGAGACUGUCAGUGGCCCAAAGGCAGUGUGAUCCAUCAGACUGUAGGUCAUGUAUAUGCCCAUUUAAGACUGUUGAACUAGGAGCAUAUUUUCAUCAUAUUUUAUCUUGAAGAUGAUUUCUAGAUAAUAAAUUUCAAACUCGAAUAGUUCCAGCUCUGGUCAAACUUUCCGGCCUUCAUCAUGAUGAAAUGCAAUCCGCUACUACCAAUAUUGAGAUGAAAUGCGACCCGCUACUAGCAAUAUUGGCUUUAGGAUGUUGCGGAAGCAUAUCUGUUUCUUAUCGGCAUCCCCUUUCAAUCUUUCACGUACGAUUUUCCCCGCAUGUCAUCAUAGUACCGCUCUUAAGGUAAACUUUUAAUUGGAUUAGAAUAACUGGAAAAUCAAUACCUGACUAAGACUGUUUCAUUUGAGGAUUAUGUAUUUACCAAUGCUUUGUCUCAGGUGGCACAACCAUUUAAACCCUGAAAUAAAGAAAGGUCCAUGGACGGCAGAGGAAGAGAUUAUGUUGAUUCGUGCCCAUCAGAUAUAUGGAAACAAGUGGGCUGAAAUAUCUAAGCUUCUUCCAGGAAGGUAUGUAUGCUACUUUUUAUCAGAAAUCCCCACUCAAGAUAAGUAGCACCCCUGUAAUGGAUGUGAUGUGGGUGAAUUCAAUAUUCUAUCCAGUAUUUACUGCGUUUGGUAGCAUUUAAGCAGGGCGAGGGGUGAAUUCCUUUUUCAAGAAAUCCUAGCGGAGUCAACUUGUAGACAGAGUUAUUUACCCGUAAUUUCUUAGCGUCUACAUUGUCCAGGAUUUUCGCUUUAAAUACUUCUCGUACAUGCAACUCGUCAGCUUGUUCCUUUAAAACUAUAAAUCCGGAACCUGUUGGUGUGUACCCAGAUAACCCUUGGUAGAGUAUUAGAUAAAAAUAAAUACUAGUAAAAAUUUCAUGUUGUAGAAAAGAUGCAAUGAAGUGUAUAUAAAGUGAAAACCUGUUUCCGGUGGUUGAGUGACAUUUUUUUUAUUUAUAAAUUUUCAGGUCUGAUAAUUCAAUAAAGAACCAUUGGAAUUGCUCCGUAAAGAAAAAGCUGGAUUCAUAUUUAUCUUCUGGUCUUCUCGUCCAAGAACCCGAAACUUAUAAUGCUCUCAAUCUGAAUGGUAGUUCACUGGCAGCAGCUGAAAAAGGGGGUUGCUUUCCCAUAUCGAAUCCCACCAUGGUGCAUCAAAACCCGAGUCCAGAGGCAGUUGUUGAAAGUCCCUCGGUCUUUGGUAGAUCAAUAAUGUCAGAAGAACAUCAUACCUGCAACGAAACAGUAGAGACACCUGGUUGUAAGGAAAUUUCCAGACAUUUGGACAUUGACGAACACGAUUCCGGAAAACCACUUGCGCACCGGGACGACACACCGAGUAGCAGCGCGAUGCUCCGUCAGAAAUCAAGCUCUACAGAAGAUUUUAUGACUCCUGUUGAUAUCAGUUCAAGGUUGCCGAAAGAAGAUUAUAGCUUCUGUGAAACAGUAGACAGGCCCACCCCAAUGGAGAGCUCGAGAUCUUGGGAAGUCGAAAUGCCGGGCCCUGCAGCACCGCUGACAACCGAAGAAGUUUCAACUUAUUCGACACCACAGGGCGACCUAAAUCCUUCUAACAUCCAGAAUUCAUGCGAUUCAGAUAGAUAUCAUCAAAGCAGAGCUUCAACUAUGCCAUGUGCAUCAGUCAUAAUUGAGCAUCGAGAGCCCACCGCUGCUUCAAACAAAACUUCUAGAGGUACAUCACUGCUGCCACUCCCCGAUCAUAAAGAGACGUCCUGCUGCAUAUCUCCAUCCGUCGACUCAGACAGUCUUGGUCGAAUCUGCUAUCCACCUCUUCAGACGGGUGACAUAUGCGAAUACCUAGAAGAAGAGAAAGAUUUUCGGCUGCACGAACACUUGCUCAGUUCAUUCAGUUCACCUGAUUCUCCUGCCCUGCCUAACCUUCUGCAAGGGAUUUCAUUGAACUUGAAGAGCCCCCGGUUCAUCUUGGGAAAUGCCGCGAAGAGUUUCAAGAAUAUCCCUUCCAUUCUGGCAAAACGCCGCAGGUAG